AUGGCUGUCGUUGUUGUUGUUGGUGAUGAUGAAGAUGAUGUCGUUGCGAGUGCUGGGCGAGAGACAGAUCAACGUAAGUCUUCCACCUCCUCUCCCCCAUCUAUCAAGAUACCACAGGAUAUUUUCAUUUUGGUUCCAUUUGAUGGAGAAAUGGUAAGUCGACUCUGUCAGACGCGGCUUAUAUACCGUUAUCUCGCUCUAACUCUGGUUAUAGGUCUUUUCCUCGGGAGUGGAAGAUCUCUAGCUGGCGCUGGCCCUGGAGGUGCUGUGCUUUGCUACCUACUGAUGGCUACCGUUAUAUCAUCUGUCAUCUCAUGUCUAGGCGAGAUGACAGCUCUCAUGCCUGUUAAUGCCCCGGUCAUGGAGUUUCCCCGGCGUUUCGUUGAUCGAGGUGUUGGAUUUGCUGUUGGCUGGGUGUACUGGUUAGACUCCCCUUAUGACUAUUCCUCGAUCAUAACCUCGCUUGAAAACAACUUGCUGAUAUAUAUUGGCCCACAGGUUUGCCUACGCGGUGCUCGCAGCAGAUCAACUUGUUGCAGUGACUAA
Messenger RNA from Trichophyton benhamiae CBS 112371, 546 nucleotides. RefSeq lists its product as uncharacterized. NCBI's taxonomy places the organism in Eukaryota, Fungi, Ascomycota, Eurotiomycetes, Onygenales, Arthrodermataceae. The coding region runs from base 1 to 546 and encodes 181 amino acids. Gene Ontology annotation, cellular component: membrane. The transcript has 3 exons. The record is from RefSeq and is a predicted model, not a curated record. Gene Ontology annotation, molecular function: amino acid transmembrane transporter activity. Gene Ontology annotation, biological process: amino acid transmembrane transport.